AUUAAAUUAGAUAUAAAAAUUAAUUUCAGAUGCCAAGAGUUAAACCUCAUAGAUCAAUGCAAACAGUACGCCCCGCGCGCCGCCACCAAAGAGGAACUGUGCGCGCUGCACUCGCCAUCCGUGUACGAAAUGAUGGAGACUACGCACCAAAACAACAACACGGAGUUCCUGGAGGAGCUGUCGUCUAGAUACGACGCUAUAUAUAUACAUCCGAGCACACACUCGCUGGCCCUCCUCGCGGCCGGCUCGACCAUAGACAUGGUGUCGCGCAUAGUGUCGGGCGAGGUGCAGAACGGCGCGGCGCUGGUGCGGCCGCCCGGACACCACGCCAUGCGCGCCGAGCCCUGCGGCUACUGCUUCUACAACAACGCGGCGCUGGCCGCCAGCCACGCCAUACACAAACACGGACUGCAAAGAAUUUUAAUAGUGGAUUGGGACGUACACCACGGUCAGGCGACACAGCAGAUGUUUUACGAUGACCCAAGAGUGGUAUACUUCUCAAUCCAUCGCUACGAGCAUGGCACGUUCUGGCCGAAUCUGCGCCAGUCGGACUUCCACUACACCGGCAGCGGACUCGGCAAAGGGUUUAACUUCAACGUACCUCUCAACCGCACUGGGAUGAAGGAUGAGGACUAUAUAGCGAUAUGGCAUCAACUCCUGAUGCCCAUGGCUUUCUAGUAUCAACCGGAGCUGAUUAUAAUAUCGGCCGGAUACGACGCGGCGAUCGGCUGUCCCGAGUUCUCACCGCAACUUAUAAUAAUAUCGGCCGGGUACGACUCCGCGUUAGGAGACGAGAAGGGCGAGAUGGAAGUGUCGCCGGCGUGCUACGCGUCGCUGCUGCACAUGCUGCAGGCGGCGUGCGCGGCGGUGUGCGUGGUGCUGGAGGGCGGGUACUGCGCGGCGUCGCUGGCGGAGGGCGCGGCGCUCACGCUCCGCUCGCUGCUCGGACACGCGCCGCCCAGGAUGCUCCACAUCGGAGAGCCCAGUGAUGAAAUCCGCGACACGAUAUUAAAUUGUAUAUACGCACACAAAGACGUUUGGAGUUGCUACAACUACCAACCGACGUAUACCACCCAAGGCGCGCCCAACGUGUGCGACGGACAGAAGCAGAAACACACUGUAACUGUGAAAUGGGAGGGGGAUGAGACCAGGCCGGACCGGUUUGCUACCAGGAACUGUUACCCGCUGCAGGAUAACGCUACCAAGUUGAGGAUUGCUGAGAGGCUCAACUAUUUGAAGUCGGUGACGGAUUUAUCGAUACCACAACACGCUGUCUGUUACUUUUACGACCAAGCUAUGUUGAAGCACAAGAAUAUAUGUGAACCAGGUCACGUGGAAUGUCCGGAGCGUAUAAUGCGCAUCCACGAGCGGCAUCGCGACUACGGGCUGCUGGAGCGAGUGCAUCACGUGACGGCUCGCCGCGCCACCGACGAGGAGAUAUUGGCGGUUCACACUAAGGAAUAUCUUGAUCAAUUGAAAGAACUAUCGACGACAAAACUGAGAGAUUUGAACAGUCAAAAGGACCUGUACGACUCGGUGUAUUUCCAUCCCGACUCGCUGGAGAGCGCCUCUGUCGCGAUGGGAUGCAUUAUAGAGGCUACAACAGAAGUCCUGAGCGGGCGCAGCGGCGCGGGCGUGUGCGUGGUGCGGCCGCCCGGACACCACGCCUCCUGCGACGUGCCCAGCGGCUUCUGUCUGCUGGCGGGCGCCGCAGGGGGGGCGGUCGCGGCCAGGGGGGCGGGGGCCAAGGUACUGCUGCUGGACUGGGACGUACAUCACGGGAACGGGACGCAGCGGCUCACGUAUGACGAUCCACAGAUACUUUACAUAUCGAUACAUCGGUAUGACCACGGGUCCUUCUUCCCGCAUUCGAAAGAGGCUGACUAUACCGCAGUUGGGGAGGGAAAAGGAGAGGGCUUCAAUGUUAAUAUACCUUGGAAUAAGCGUGGCAUGGGCGACGCGGAGUACAUGGCGGCGUUCACACAGAUCGUGUUGCCGAUAGCGUACGAGUACAACCCGGACCUGGUCAUCGUGUCGGCUGGGUUCGACGCAUGCGUUGGAGAUCCGCUCGGAGGAUGCAAGGUGACUCCAGAAUGCUACGGCCGCAUGACGCAAUUACUACGAGGUUUAGCCGGAGGGCGGGUUGUACUGUGCCUUGAAGGAGGCUACAAUAUAACCAGCAUAUCAUACGCAAUGGCCAUGUGUACCAAAGCGCUUCUUGGAGACCCAAUCACGCCCCACUACGAGCCAAAACAGACCUGCCAUUGGUCAGCGGUCGAAACGAUCAAUGACGUCAUAAACACCCACAAGAAGUAUUGGAAAAGUCUCAAGUUUCAAGUAGCGUUGCCUUCAGAGGAUGUAUUGGACCCACCCCUACCGUCGAGGGGGUUAAAUGACUACCAAAGAGAGUUACCAUCGCCGAAGAGCAGUCGAUAUUCUCUAGAGACAGAUAUGGCUAAUCUAAGCAUCGAUAAAUGUGAGGACGGCAUACACUGCGGCACUGAUGAUGAAGACGAUCAAAAAUGUAAUGCAAACAAAAAUAAAAAAGAAGCUUUAAAUUCAGGUAAUGAGAUCGAAAUUUGCACGGGCUCGAAUGUAUCGAUUAGUCAAGGGCUGUCAAUUGAUAAACAAGGCUCUAGCGAUGCGAAACGAACGUUAGUCGAUUAUUUAUCGGAGAAUAUGCAGUCGAUAGUGGAUGGGGAGAUGUUCGCCGUGAUACCGAUGCCGUGGUGCCCGCAUUUGGACUCGUUGUAUGCGAUACCGAAUGGUGUUAAGUUCGAGCAAGGAAUGAAGUGCGUGGACUGUGAACACACUGAAGAGAAUUGGGUGUGUCUGCAUUGCUAUAUUACUGCGUGCGCGCGCAAUAUUAACGGUCACAUGCAAGCUCACUACUCCACAACCAGGCAUCCUCUAGUGUUGUCCCUCGUCGACCUAUCCGUGUGGUGCAACGAGUGCGACGCGUACGUCGACAACGCGCUUCUGUAUGACGCGAAGAACAAUGCCCAUAGACACAAGUUCCAAGAGGACAUGCCGUGGUGUUACGAAUCGGACACUAUUCAUAUGGAGUAGGGUGACCACAUUUUCGAGAGGAUAUUUACAGCUGUGAUCUUUAUGCAGUAGGGUGACAAAGUUUCCGAGAAUAAAUUUACAGCCGUGACUUUUAUCGUGUAUGGUAACAAAGUUUCAGAGAGGACAUUUAUAUCCCCGGCUUUUAUGGAGUAGGGUGGCGUUCUUUCCAAAAGGAAAAGUGUUACAGCCGUCACACGGUAUAAUAUGGAGUAGUGUAAUGACGUCACACCAAGAUUUUCCGCAAUGUUACAAUUUGGUCAUUGCGUGUAAUAUGUAGAAUAAUGUCGUCACUACAUUAGUACUCUCUUUGUCAGAUAUUUCGAUAAAUCUGGUGAUAUUCGAAAUCAAAUUUAUGAACAUAGUUUUUGUGUGGUCAAGUUUUUAUGACUAUAAUUUAAUGGUAAUUCGAUGGGGUCAAAUUAUGGUGAUACAGUUGAACUUUUUGAAGGAAUGGGUAAAAACUGUAUUAUAACAAUGUAGUUAACUACUUAACUAAUACACUGACAGCUUGCGUGGCAACUGCAAUAUUAAGAUCAAUAGUAAUAAUAAAUAACAUAUCUGGAACGUAGACUAAUACUAAAUAGAUACGCUUUUAAGAUAUUAAUGCCCAAUUUUGUCCUAAUGGUGAGCGUUCAUCAAAUGGUGUAUCGAAGUUAUACUAAAAAUGAAGGCAACACUAAAAUAAGUCGUCACACUAAAAGAAAAUAAUCAUACAUUCGUCUUUAUUUCAAUAUAGGGAUGACAAGGACAAAACAUUGAUAAACUUUUGAAAAUAUCUCAAAACUUUGUAUUAAACAAAAAGGUUAUAAUUAAUACUAUUUUCACUGGUUUCAGUUUUAGAAAAUUCCUAGUGACCAACAAUUAUUAAAAGCAUUUUAGCGUGACGUCAUCGCUUCCGUUUGACACAUUUGUCUUUUGAGGCUAAACUUCUGGGAUAAUUUAAAAGGAACGGAAAUUGGGCGUUAUUAUUACCUAAUUUUAGGGUCUAAUAUGAUUCUGCAGCUAAGUAAGUAGUGUAUUUGCUCAUAGACUGGCCUAUACCUGGCAUAGAUUAUUAAUACAUUUAUUGCAUUUUAUGAAUGUUUAUUUCUUUAAUAUAAUCGUAAAACUACCUUACUUUUUACUAAGAAUGCAAUAAAAGCAAAUACUUUAAAAAUAAUUACAAUCGUGAAUACAAGAUACAUUGUGUCAUUAACAGUUAAAAAUAAAAAGUGAAAAAUAAAAUAACCAGUGUAAAAAUAGCAUAUUUUUUUAGUUGCAUUCUAAUAGAAAAUGACACGAGUAGAUCACGCCAUAUUUCCGUAGUUUGUUAUUUGAAUACAUUUUUGUAGAUAUAUCCUGAUUUUUCAGUACAAAAGAUAAAUAAUUAGGAAUUUUACUGUCAUAUAGUAUUUUCUAGACGAUCUGUAAAUUAUUUCCGAAAUAUUUAGUUUAGUUAUAGCUCAGACAAUAAUUUAGUCACAGCACUCGGCAAAAAUAUCGAGUUCUAAAGAGAAAAUCGGAAAGUCAGUGAACAACCGUCACAGGAAUAAGAGAUUUAUGUAUCUCUUCGUAGUACCACGACAAGUACCACGCUUCGAAAACGUAAGCUAACUGACUAUUUUUUCUAAGGUCCAUGUGUCUUAGUAUAUACUAUACUUUACAUAUCUGAUUAUAUUUACAUAGAAAGAGGAAAAAUAUUACGAAUUCGACCAUUCCAAUUAUGAUAAUUUAUUUAAAAUAUUAAUUUAGCGAAUGAUUUUUUAUUGUUACUAAUUUCUAAAAGUAUUUUUUAUUAUUUAAUUAUUUUGCAUAAAAAACUUCACGCGACACGUUCAGGUUUGACCAUCGUAUAUUUUCAUCUUCGUCGUAAUUACUAAUGUUUGACGCAUUUUAAAACAAACUAUUACCAUGAAAAAGUCUGAGCUUAACAUAUUAUAUUACAAAUCUUGAAGUAUUUGCAUAGCUAUGAGUUGUUUAUGUUUAUAGUUGAUAUUUAAAGAUUGUCAUUGGGCUCGACAUAGUGAUAAAUUCAUUAUGUAUUUAUUUUUUUACUAAAUAUUGUUCGCGGCACGAGAAAAAAAUCUUAUACCUUGAUUUAUAAUAUGAAAACUGAGUAAAAAAAUAACUGUUGUGGCUUAUAGCCAAAUGCAACGCAUUAACCUUUGUACUUUAGUGUAAAUAUGUAUAGAAACAUUGUGUAUUUAUUUUGAAUAAACGUUCAUGAUAAUGAAUAGAA
Molecule: messenger RNA, 5287 nt
Organism: Manduca sexta (tobacco hornworm)
Lineage: Eukaryota; Metazoa; Arthropoda; Insecta; Lepidoptera; Sphingidae
Product: histone deacetylase 6
Biological process (GO): chromatin organization
Cellular component (GO): histone deacetylase complex
Molecular function (GO): zinc ion binding; histone deacetylase activity
Source: RefSeq, a predicted model, not a curated record